UGAACUUUAUUAAUGUCUUGGAAUUAUUAAAGCCCCUCUACUUUAAACAUAUAUUCUAGUAUAUUUGAUUUAAUCUUCAAAGUUACCUACGGGAAUUGCAGGCCUCAUGUUACGUUGCGGCUCAUUUUUGCUCUCGGAGUUCAGCCGGGGUUCAAGGGGGUUUGUAUUUGUAACUGACCUUGAACUCCCUCACCCCCCUCAUUAAAACAAAACUCAACUAAAUCUGAUUUAACUCACAUGACUCCCAUUUGCAUCUUUUCUUCCUCCCCCUGUCAUGUCUACUUGGGAAUGUGUUUUCUCUGGUAGUGCUGGAGUCAGCAGGACAAUCUAAGUCUUAUCUUUACAUUCACUGGUAUUGUAGGUAACUGUGUCCACAUACACUUUUAUUUGACAGCCAUAAACAAAAAGGCCAUUGAUAGCAGGUCAACUCAGGGGACAGGAUGUCAAAUGUUAAUACCCAGUUUAAGUACAAAUUCAUCCUAACCCCAACCAUCUUUUGUCAGGGGUAUAAAUGUGUUCAAAUUCAAUAUAUCGCAUUGAAAAGCAGACAGAAAUCCAAUCUAACCUGCAAUCGUAACACUAAAUUGCUUAAACUCAGACUUCAAGUUCAAACAACACAACAACAACAGAUAUUCCCACGGGUUUCAUUGAAAACAAACACCACAUCCCCAUCUUCAAAAUGUUAUUGUUGAAAGACUGGAGUUACGAGGCCAAAACGAGAUGUCAAAGAUCACAAAUAUGCUUUGGAAUCUGCAAAUGACUGUAAUCACGAGGCUGUGAAAUUUAGCUGCAGCAUUACCUCGUCUACAUUGGUCUGCUCCUCAAAGAAAAAUGAUAGUGUGAAGAGUCGGCUCACUAAGCCGCCGAAAGCUCAACAGUAACCACAGGGCUGUAUUUUGCCACUCUCUACGUGUAUGUGGUAUCAUGCAAGUUUUUUUUUCUUACACUUCUCUCUCUUUAGGCGACAGUGUGACGAAACAAAAGCCCACCCACUCUAAAAUGUUGAAAAGAAAUACGAAAGCAAACACGAGUGUCUGUAUCUGUGUUGACUGGUGCUUGGGGGGUAAAAGCUGAAGACAUUUGGAUCAUGACGACAGAAAGAAACAGCAAAGCCCUGAAGGUGAAGCAGGAAUGUGGCGAGAACGUGCCCUUCCUCUCAGACAGUGAGCUCAUGUCCCUCACGGUACGAGAGCUGAACCUCCACCUGCGCGGCAUGUCCCGCGAGGAGAUCCAGAAGCUGAAGCAGCGGCGUCGCACCUUGAAGAACCGGGGCUACGCCGCCAGUUGCCGGGUCAAACGGGUUUCCCAGCGCGAGGCCCUGGAGCAGCAGAAAAUGGAGCUUCAGAGGGAGGUGGAUAGGCUCGGCGCAGAGAACGCCGGUAUGAGGAAAGAGCUGGAGGGCCUCGGUGCGCGCCUGGCUGCUCUCCAGAGAUUCGCCAGAGGUCUGGAGGCCGGAGGGGGCAACCUGCUGGCCACGGCACCGCGCCUCAACACCGCCUCCGUCAUCACCAUCGUUAAGAGUCCACCACAGCCUCAGCAACAGAGAGAACACGAGCCGUCCUAGAAGGAGCUGCUGGGAACAGACUUGGGGAGGGAUGCACAACCUGCAAUGCAAACACACACUCAUUCUCACACAUGCAUACACCUGCAGGCAUACGUGUACUAUACACAUGCUAAACAAUAGGAAGACAAAUAGGAAAAUUGCUAAAUGCUUGUUUGCGUUGAGCCCCGUUACAUUACGAAGUGCAUCAUUCAGAGCUGCGUGUGACACCAUCAAAACGACAACAGCUACUUUUAGUUUUCUAAAGCCACAGCUGAGAAUUCAUCCAGGACAAGUGGAGGGGUCCUCUACUUCAUGCUAUUUUUUUAUAAUGCUAUAGCUUAGCCGACUGAAAUUUACUCAAGUAGCUUUGUUGAGAAACUCAAGAGCUCAGUUUUGUUCAGAACAAGGCAGCAGGUGUAAUGUGAGCGAGGCGUCGAGCACAGACGCGUGCACGUAUGCACAGGAUCCUCACAACUCGAAACCGUCGACUGACCGGACUCACUGGACUGAAGCCGAACAACCCAAACCAGAGUUACUGUACAUCUCUCACCACUCAGCAAAAAAACCACCAGGGUGGAGCUGACGUAUGCCAUGCGCUGCUUCCUCCAGCUUGACAAACGUCUACAUUCCUGGUACAGUUGUAGUCUGAAGCUAGUUAGUGUUUUCUCACAAGCAGCCCAGGGUCAUGUGUUUCUGUUAGCAUGCAAGAGAAUGUCUCACAGUAUGAAUCACUUGGUCAUUAACGCAGAGUUUCUCAACCUCCGCGUCAUCUGAUAUCCAGGCAGGGGCCACGGGGGAUUCCCCAGACUCCACACUCACAUUCUGACAUUUCCUUCAUUCUUUAAAAAAAAAAAAAUACAGCAGUAUGCCACCCAACAGCCUUCUUAGAUGAGGCCAUGAGGAUUUUGGAAUUUAAAAGGUUUGACACACUCCAGAAAAACGGUUGAGAAACGCUGUGUUCAUGAAUUCAAAACUGUACAUGAAGUGAAAUGUCUUAAUUUUGGGUUUGUCAGUCUCCCUUCCUGUUCUUGCCCUUGGUUUGAGGAGAAAGUUUCAUACUACUUGUGUUCACACUUCCCACAUUACUGCAGUGCCUUCAGUGUAUGUCGGAGUUAUGAGAAUGG
This is a messenger RNA of Paralichthys olivaceus (Japanese flounder), 2667 nucleotides long. The record is from RefSeq and is a predicted model, not a curated record. Lineage: Eukaryota; Metazoa; Chordata; Actinopteri; Pleuronectiformes; Paralichthyidae.